AUGGCUGCCCUCGGCGACGACCUGCUGAGGACUGUUAACAAGCUGCAGGAUCUUGUCUUUAACACUAUCGGAAAUGACUCAUUAGAUCUCCCGCAGAUUGUUGUUGUCGGUUCCCAGUCCGCCGGCAAGUCCUCGGUGUUGGAGAACAUCGUUGGGCGAGACUUCCUGCCCCGUGGCGCCGGCAUCGUCACUCGCAGACCCCUUAUCUUGCAGCUCAUCAAUGUCCCGAAGGACGACGCUGAAGAUGACCCGACGCCCAGCUAUGGCGUCCCUGGCCAGGCUGCUCGGAAUGAAUGGGCCGAGUUCCAUCACAUCCCAAACCGGCGCUUCACAAAUUUUGAAGACGUCAAGCGCGAGAUCGAGAAUGAGACCGCAAGAGUGGCAGGCACCAAUAAGGGCAUAAACCGCCAACCCAUCAACCUCAAGAUUUUUUCGCCCCACGUUCCUAUCGGCGACCAACCAACCGACAUUGAAAAGCAGACGCGAAACCUUAUUUCUGAGUAUAUCGCCAAGCCAAACAGCAUCAUUCUUGCUGUGUCCCCGGCAAAUGUCGACAUUGUCAACUCGGAAGCCCUCAAACUUGCCAGGCACGUCGACCCCCUGGGACGGAGGACAAUUGGUGUACUGACCAAGGUCGACUUGAUGGACCACGGCACCAACGCACUCGAUAUCCUGACUGGGAGGGUCUACCCCCUGAAGCUAGGCUGGAUUGGUGUCGUGAACCGGUCACAGCAGGAUAUUCAGGGCAACAAGCCCAUGUCUGAGGCCCUUAAGGCCGAGGCUGAGUUUUUCAGACACCACCCUGCGUACAGGAACAUUGCAAACCGCUGCGGUACCCAAUUCCUGGCCAAAACCCUUAACCAGACCUUGAUGGCUCAUAUCCGAGACCGCCUACCGGAUAUUAAGGCUCGUCUGAAUACUCUCAUGGGCCAGACCCAGCAGGAACUUGCCAGCUAUGGUGAUAUGCACUUCAGCGGCAAGGAGCAUCGCGGUUCUCUGAUCCUCCAGCUCAUGACCCGUUUCGCGACAUCCUUCAUCUCCUCGAUCGACGGUACUUCGACUGAGAUCUCAACCAAGGAGCUUUGCGGUGGUGCCCGAAUCUACUAUAUAUUCAACUCUGUUUUUGGCAGCUCUUUGGAAUCCAUCGAUCCUACUCAAAAUCUGUCGGCUGCCGAUAUCCGCACUGCGAUCCGCAACUCUACUGGCCCGAGGCCGAGCCUCUUUGUGCCCGAGAUGGCCUUUGACCUGCUUGUCAAGCCCCAGAUCAAGCUUCUCGAGCCCCCAAGCCAACGCUGUGUCGAGCUUGUCUAUGAGGAGCUAAUCAAGAUCUGCCAUACCUGUGGAUCUACUGAGCUGUCUCGGUUCCCUCGGCUGCAGGCGAAGCUUAUUGAAGUCGUCUCAGACCUUCUCCGUGAGCGGCUAGGGCCUGCAUCUGCUUACGUCGAGUCUCUGAUUGCUAUUCAAAGAGCCUACAUUAACACCAACCAUCCCAAUUUCGUGGGUGCUGCCGCAGCCAUGAGCCAGAUUGUCAGCCAGAGACAAGAAAGGGAGAGGAAGCGGUUGAUUCAGGAAGAACGCGAGAGGCGUGAGCGCAGGAGGAUGAAGGAGCUUGGUGCCAACGGAACUGAGACCCCAGCGAAUGAGGAAGAUGACAAUGCCUCGGUAGACAGGCCAGAUACUGUUGUGAUCCGAAAAGCCCCUGGAAAGGCAUCGCGGAGCCUCUCACCGGCUGUUCGUGAUGUCGGCACUCCUGGCGGCAUCUCGGCUGCGCUCAACGGCGCCCGCUCUCAGUCGCCCUCUCGGUUCAACGGGCAGUCCUUGGGCAAUGCCAAGGACUCCUUCCUCAAUUACUUUUUCGGAAAGGAUGGUGCCGCGACGACUCCAGCCCCUCUGCCCAAUGCCAAUAUUGGGCGCCACGUCAGCCAGUCGGUUGAGCCGACAUUCAGCCAAAGCUUCAGACGGCCAGAAGAGAAAGGGACGCUGCGGUCCCCUAUCCGGUCCAUGCGGGCAGAUGACAACCUGGAUUACACGCAGGGCGCAAAAGCCAAUGAUCCGGCCAAUAGUGACGAGCUUGCCAUGACUGAAAGGGAAGCGAUGGAGACCGAGCUGAUCCGGGCCUUGAUCACCUCAUACUUCAACAUUGUGCGGGAGAUGAUCGCUGAUCAAGUUCCCAAGGCUAUCAUGCAUCUUCUUGUUAACUACUGCAAGGAGACUGUUCAAAAUCGUCUUGUCAGCGAGCUGUACAAGGAGUCGCUCUUCGAGGAGCUCCUCUAUGAGGAUGAUGCCGUCAAGAAGGAGCGCGAGAAAUGCGAGAAGCUGCUCCAGACGUAUCGGGAGGCUGCCAAGAUCAUUGGCGAGGUUGUCUAG
This is a messenger RNA of Thermochaetoides thermophila DSM 1495, 2367 nucleotides long. RefSeq lists its product as uncharacterized. Gene Ontology annotation, molecular function: microtubule binding; GTPase activity; GTP binding. The transcript is spliced from 4 exons. Gene Ontology annotation, cellular component: peroxisome; mitochondrion; cytoplasm. Bases 1 to 2367 code for a protein of 788 amino acids. Gene Ontology annotation, biological process: mitochondrial fission; peroxisome fission. NCBI's taxonomy places the organism in Eukaryota, Fungi, Ascomycota, Sordariomycetes, Sordariales, Chaetomiaceae. The record is from RefSeq and is a predicted model, not a curated record.